This is a messenger RNA of Anthonomus grandis grandis, 1101 nucleotides long. RefSeq names its product piggyBac transposable element-derived protein 3-like. Bases 1 to 1101 code for a protein of 366 amino acids. NCBI's taxonomy places the organism in Eukaryota, Metazoa, Arthropoda, Insecta, Coleoptera, Curculionidae. The record is from RefSeq and is a predicted model, not a curated record. The transcript has a single exon.
AUGAAUGCAUAUAAAAAGAAGUAUAGUCUUGAAAACCCAGAAGAUAUACAAGAACUUAUCGACUUAGUGGAAAAUGGCGAUUUGUCGGAUAUUGAAGAAAAUGAAGACGAAGACGAUAUUUUAGAAAGCGUGACCGUCCCCGGUGAACCAAGAGUAGGACCUGACACUCUGACAAAGAUGGAUGAGCAACUUCAGGAAAGAAACGGAAACCAACACGGUGCCGAUGACUCCAGCAGUGAUGACGAAUCUUUAUCAGUAGUAGCAGCUAAGAGAAGUGGAGUUACUUGGAAAAAAAUUAAAUUUGAAACAAUAAGACAAGAAUGGAAUCAAGACCAAGACCCAAUUGAGCCUGCAUACCCUAUUGAAUAUUUCUUAAGGUAUAUUUCCGUCAAAAACUUUAGACCAACAACCGAAUCUGAAAUAAAAGUUUUAAUAGCUCUUCAUAUCAUGAUUGGAUGCCUGAAUAGAUUUCCUCGAAUUAGAAUGUAUUGGGAUCGUACCCUAAGAAUUUAUGCUUUUUUGGAAAACAUGUCAAGGGAUAGGUUUUUUCAGUUACGCAGCUGUCUUCAUUUCGUAAAUAAUUUGGAAAAGCCAACUGAAUCAAAAGAUAGACUCUUUAAAGUUAGGCCAAUUAUGAAUUCUGUCAGAAAAAGAUGUUUGCAAUUAAACCUCGAACGUCAACUUUGUGUUGAUGAGCAAAUGAUUCCUUUCACUGGAUCUAUAAACAUAAAACAGUAUAUUAAAGGCAAACCAUGUCCAUGGGGAAUAAAGGUCUUCGUGUUAAGUGGAAAAAGUGGACAAGCUUAUGACAUUGUGUUUUAUCAAGAAAAGACAACAACAACAAAAUUUGGACAGGGAGCUAGUGUAAUUCUUCACUUUGCAAACAGGAUUUCUCAACCAGGCCAUCAAUUGGUUUUUGAUAACUUCUUCAAUUCCUAUUUGCUUCUUGUUGAGUUAAAAAAGAAAGAGAUACUUGCUGCUGGGACUAUAAGAAUAAACAGAUUUUUUCAGCCUCCCGUUAUGAGCGAUAGAAAUAUGAAAAAAGAAGCAAGAGGAUUUUCUGAAGAAGUUGUUAGCGAGGAUGGCGUAGUUAAUGGUUAG